CUUCCCGGGGCCCCGCCCCCGCGCCCCGGUCCAGCCAGCUCGCUCCGGCUCGCUCCGGCCCGGGGCCGCCCCGUCCCGCCCCGCCCCCGCCGGCCGGGGUGCUCUAGGUGACGCGCGGAGACCCUCUGCACCCGUGCGAACAUGGCGCUGCGGGCGGUGCGGAGCGUGCGGGCCGCGGUCGGCAGCCUGCGCGCCAUCUCGGCACCCAGCGCGCCCUGCUCGCCGCGGCCCUGGGGACUGCGAGCGGAUGCCGUCCGGGAGCUGCGCACCGGCCCUGCUCUGCUGUCGGUGCGGAAAUUCACAGAAAAACACGAAUGGGUAACAACAGAAAAUGGUGUCGGAACAGUGGGAAUCAGCAAUUUUGCACAGGAAGCUUUGGGAGAUGUUGUUUACUGUAGUCUGCCUGAAGUUGGGACAAAGUUGAACAAACAAGAGGAGUUUGGUGCUUUGGAAAGUGUGAAAGCUGCUAGUGAACUCUAUUCUCCUCUAUCAGGAGAAGUAACUGAAAUUAAUAAAGCUCUAGCAGAAAAUCCAGGACUUGUCAACAAGUCUUGUUACGAAGAUGGUUGGCUGAUCAAGAUGACAUUCAGUAACCCUUCAGAACUAGAUGAACUAAUGAGUGAAGAAGCAUAUGAGAAAUACAUAAAAUCUAUUGAGGAGUGAAACUGGAACCCCUAAAUAAACUACUUUGAAACAA
Messenger RNA from Bubalus bubalis (water buffalo), 697 nucleotides. It is a transcript of the gene GCSH, whose product is annotated as glycine cleavage system protein H. The transcript is spliced from 5 exons. NCBI's taxonomy places the organism in Eukaryota, Metazoa, Chordata, Mammalia, Artiodactyla, Bovidae. The record is from RefSeq and is a predicted model, not a curated record. Gene Ontology annotation, biological process: protein lipoylation; glycine decarboxylation via glycine cleavage system. Gene Ontology annotation, cellular component: cytoplasm; mitochondrion; glycine cleavage complex. Bases 142 to 663 code for a protein of 173 amino acids.